Messenger RNA from Aureobasidium uvarum, 300 nucleotides. Lineage: Eukaryota; Fungi; Ascomycota; Dothideomycetes; Dothideales; Saccotheciaceae. The record is from the annotation of a GenBank genome assembly.
AUGGAAUCUGGCAACACCACUCCCCACGACCAGAACAAUCCUGCACCAGACGAGCACGAUGAGGAGGAUGUCAUUGAUCCUAAGGAUCACAUGGAACCAUUCGAUUGGCAAGCACUAGAGAUGGACUACCUCGCCGCAAUGGCCGACUGCAAGGCAGAAGAAGACGCCCACCUUCAAGAUUUCGCUUCUUUGUCGCAGUUCUUUGCCGUCUGGGCAGAAACCAUUUCCGUCNUGAGAACACAAAGCACCCUUGUCAAGAAGAAGGAAAAUGAGCUCGAAGAGCGCAGAACACACNUGUAA